AUGCAAGUAUCGCGACCUUCGUGUGUCUUCACGGUAAUGACAUACAACGUUUUAAGUAGCUCCUAUGCUAAUCCGAGCAUGUACGGAUAUUGUCAACCGGAAUACCUAGAUUGGCAAGUCCGGGGAAAGAACGUGUUGUCAGAAAUAAAUAGAUACAUGUGUGACGUAAUAAGUCUUCAGGAAGUCGAGAUGGAACAGUAUACCGAUUGGUUCCUUCCCAAUCUUCAACGUAAGGGAUACAGUGGCUGCUUCACUCCAAAGUCACGAGUAUCGACGAUGUCAGAUCCAAAAAAACGGCUCGUCGAUGGAUGUGCUAUUUUUUGGAAAACGCAAAAAUUUUCUUUCGUUGAUAUGAAGGUGAUAUUGUACAGGGACCUAGCGAUGCAGAAUACUGCAUAUUCUAAGGACAUGCUUAAUCGUGUCUGCAAUCGCGAUAAUAUUGGAUUACUGGCUGUAUUAAAAACUACGGCAGCCGCUUGGACUCAUGGGCCUCCAGUUCAUCCAAGUGAUGUCGAGCAAUUUGUCAUAGUAGCAAAUACUCACUUACAUUGGGAUCCAAAGUUUCCAGACGUAAAGAUUAUACAAUCCAUGAUGAUGACCAGGGAGAUCGUCUCCAUGGUAGAUAGCUUGAGGAAUUCUUUUAGUCGGCCUGACAAAAUCCUCCAAUUUUCCGACAUCAAGGUGCUACUCUGCGGUGAUUUCAAUUCACUGACGAAUUCUGGCGUAUUUCAGUUCCUAUCAACGGGACAGCUGCCGCUGAAUCAUCCGGAGAUUCACGGUUUUGAUUAUUUCAAUGCGAUUUCGAACAUAUUGGGAAGGGAAUGUUACGGCGGAAUUACCCACCCUUUAAAACUUUCAUCAGCUUGUAAUCCGCAGAUAAUGCCGUAUACAAACUACACAUACGGAUUCAAGGCGAUGAUCGAUUAUAUAUUUUAUUCGUCCUCCAACAUGGUAUGCCUUGGAAUCUACGGCCCCAUUCCGCAAGAAUGGUUCAAUAUGUAUAGUGUAGUGGGCUGUCCGCACCCUUUUGUUCCAUCUGAUCAUUUUCCGGUGAUAGCGGCCUUUCAAUUGAAUGCUUGA
Molecule: messenger RNA, 1080 nt
Organism: Cotesia congregata
Lineage: Eukaryota; Metazoa; Arthropoda; Insecta; Hymenoptera; Braconidae
Source: the annotation of a GenBank genome assembly